GCCCAGAUCCACACAUUCCUGUCAAGAACGACACCGCUAAACUGGCACUCAUACUGUAGUAUUGCAGGCUGCUUCGUGUUGCACAUUUGCUUUAUUUGUACGUCGGGAGAAAUGUCUGACAACUGCUAGUCUCAUGCCUCACACACGUUGUCAAUCACUCUUGGUUCUUGCAACAAAUGAUACCCAUGACCUUCCUAUGUGUCUCUUCUCAUGGCCCCUGCCAUCAGGAAUGUUCGCAACGUACCUUCCGCGCAUCUUACCGCAGUCACUCCUUCAUCUACCUUUGCAUCCCUCUACCUCCAAGAUGGGCUGCCGGGUUCUGGUAUCCCGCAAGAUGUCUUCAAAGGUGGCUCCUUCUGUUUCUCUGUAGUUGCGUUCUCCGCCAUUGGAUUUCUUUACCGUUCAAAGAAUAAAGCCCGAACGUCGAGAUCUGGUCCUCGUGAUCUCCUUCUCCCCGCUGUCUUCGCCUGUAACAAUUCUGAUGCUCCAGCCAGACUUGCUGCUGGACGACUCGCAAUGGACAUCUCCGCACCAUGUCUCGUGUCUUCUACCAAUGCUGCUUUGGACCCUUAUUAUUUCGAAAGCCAUACUCCACAUCAACUUUAUUCCUCAGUCGAAGUGUCCCCCAUCGCAUGCCAUUCCGGGUUGGAGUUUUCGGCUAGCCUGCAGCAUCCUUAUGCGUCUACACCUCUGAUAGAACACAGCCAGUCGCUCGAUUUCUUUCAAAGUGGUAUUGGAGAGCUCCAGCAUAUCCCAGAAAUGGGACCACUUCACGGGUCAGAUUUUUUGGACCCAGAACACCAUUCCUACAUUCUCUCGAUUCCGACCAUUCCGAGGAUCGCGCUCGAGGAUCUUUCCGACGACAGUCUCACGUUCGUUAACAAAACUUACGAUUUCAAGAUCAUGUCUGUUGGUGCCUCUGUCCGCGAGGGAGAUUUUUUGGAAUUGCCCAAGGGAUGUUGGCCACGCGCCUCACCUUCUCGAUCAUCCUUUUCUCAUCAGGGCGCUCGCUGUUACAGUGUCCAUGUCGGUGAUAUUUCCAAGUACACCGAUGCACUCUCUGCUCCUGUUUGUCGGCUGCCUGCCUUCCAGGGGGCUCACAAAUAUUCUCUGGAAUCCAGCAAGGAGAGCGAUGACAAGACUGAGAACCAGGCUUCCAGUAUUCUUCUAGAGUUCAUCGAAGAUGGUAGUCGACACCAGCAGUCCGACCUUACUUCUGCAAGCAAGGAGAGCAAAAAUCAUAACUCCGCAUCAGGAGUCACUUCACAGUCAGACGCGGUCCUUGUGAAAUCAGUACCUGAUUACCCACGCCUGGAACCCUCUGCGGUCGUUCACUCCCACGGUAAACACCGCCGCGCCCGAGCAGCUUCCUAUCAGAUUAUCUCUGGAACACUGACCGAGCACAAAGACUAUAUCGAUAUCCAGUCAUUUUGCAGGAGCCCAAAAGAGUCGCGGUGGGCACCCGAGAAUGGUAUGAUGGUCAUCAAAGUCUACAUCCCCUCCACCAAUGACCUCUGGGCUGCGUACUUCCCCACCUAUGUCACCCUCUCUAUGUUCACGUAUAUAUGGUCGUCCAAACUAAGCCUUCGCCUCCGGUUCAGCGGGAGUGCGAUGGACACGCCGGAAUACUACUUCGAAAGGGAUGAGGUAUUUCAGUGCUGGGUGAAACACCGAGUCCGGCAUGGUCGCAACCUUCCCAUCGUCGGUCAUUUGGACUACGCGGUCCCUCUGCCGCCACUUGUACCGAAGGAGGCUUAGACCAAACCUUUUCCCUCUGGAUACACCAGUCUCGUUGCUGACAUCUUAUCUCCACCGCUCACAUGUCUUCAACUCUGCACAAUACUACUUCCGCUCGAUGUGUUUAUCAAUUCAAUGUUUUCAUUUUGUAGGAUCUGUCUGUUUUUCCAAUCGGUGCGGUUAGGCCAAAAAUACACAU
This is a messenger RNA of Suillus bovinus, 1936 nucleotides long. RefSeq lists its product as uncharacterized. Lineage: Eukaryota; Fungi; Basidiomycota; Agaricomycetes; Boletales; Suillaceae. The coding region runs from base 211 to 1758 and encodes 515 amino acids. The transcript has 3 exons. The record is from RefSeq and is a predicted model, not a curated record.